Messenger RNA from Thermothielavioides terrestris NRRL 8126, 2039 nucleotides. RefSeq lists its product as uncharacterized. Bases 196 to 1692 code for a protein of 498 amino acids. Gene Ontology annotation, molecular function: UDP-N-acetylglucosamine diphosphorylase activity. The transcript is spliced from 2 exons. Gene Ontology annotation, biological process: UDP-N-acetylglucosamine biosynthetic process. NCBI's taxonomy places the organism in Eukaryota, Fungi, Ascomycota, Sordariomycetes, Sordariales, Chaetomiaceae. The record is from RefSeq and is a predicted model, not a curated record.
UGCAGGACUUGCAAAAGAAAAGCUCUCGCUCUUAUAUUUCCUAGUGCUUUGCCUCGUUCCCCGUGAAGCCGCCUUCAUCAUAUUGCGUCUUGCCCGGGCAUCUGCACUUUCAUUAGCAUUCAAAGGUACUACUAGCCCGUGUGCACCGCUCUCAUUCAUUCCGUUGCUCUGAGGGAGCCCAGGCAGAGAGACACCAUGACGAGCACAGGUGCGCCGCAGGACCAAACGCCCACUCCGCAGCAGCUCUCGGAGCUCAGGCAAAAGUACACCCUCGCCGGCCAGGGCCAUGUGUUUACCUUCUACGACUCUCUGUCCGCCGCUGAGCAGGCCUCGCUGUACGGGCAGCUGACGCUGUUCGACCCCACCUACAUCAACACCAUCGCCGCCAAAGCACUCGCCCCGCCCGCGGCUGCGGAUGGUUCCGCGGCCCAGCCAUCGCUCGAGCCGCUCCCGGACUCGGCCCGCGCGAGCAUCAUGGACUCCAGGCCCGAGGACAUCGACCGCUGGUACUCGGAAGGCCUCGACCUGAUCGCCGCGAACAAGGUCGGCGUGGUCCUCAUGGCCGGCGGUCAGGGCACCCGGCUGGGCAGCUCCGCGCCCAAGGGCUGCUUCGACAUCGGCUUGCCGUCGGGCAAAUCCCUGUUCCAGAUCCAGGCCGAGCGCAUCCGCAAGAUCGAGGAGCUGGCGGCCAAGAAUGCCGGCUCGGGCCGGAGCGUCACCGUGCCCUGGUAUGUGAUGACGUCCGGCCCGACGCGCGAACCGACCGAGCAGUACUUCAAGGAGCACAACUAUUUCGGGCUGAAGCCUGAGAACGUCUUUAUCUUUGAACAAGGGGUUCUCCCCUGCAUCUCCAACGACGGCAAGAUCCUGCUCGAGAGCAGGAGCAAGGUGGCGGUGGCGCCCGACGGCAACGGCGGCAUCUACAACGCGCUGGUCGAGUGCAAGGUGCUGGACGACAUGAAGAGGCGCGGCAUUGAGCACGUCCAUGCCUACUGCGUGGACAACUGCCUCGUCAAGGUGGCCGACCCGGUCUUCAUCGGCUUCUCCGCCUCGGCGAAGGUCGACAUUGCCACCAAAGUUGUGCGCAAGCGCAACGCCACCGAGAGCGUCGGUCUGAUCGUCUGCAAGAACGGCCGCCCCGACGUGGUCGAGUACAGCGAGAUCGACCCGGCGGUUGCCGCCGAGGAAGAUCCCAAGCAGCCCGGCGUGCUCAAGUUCCGGGCCGCAAACAUCGUCAACCACUACUACUCGUUCCGCUUCCUUGAGACCAUUCCGCAGUGGGCCAAGACGCUCCCCCACCACGUGGCCCGGAAGAAGAUCCCCUAUGCCGACCUUGAGACCGGCGAGACGGUCAAGCCGACCAAGCCCAACGGAAUCAAGCUUGAGCAGUUCGUCUUCGACGUCUUCCCCAUGCUGCCCUUGAGCAAAUUCGCGUGCAUGGAGGUCCGCCGCGAGGACGAGUUCAGCCCGCUCAAGAAUGCUCGCGGCACAGGCGAGGACGACCCCGACACGAGCAAGUACGACAUCAUGGCCCAGGGUAAGCGCUGGGUGCAAGCGGCCGGCGCGAAUGUGGUCAGCGAGGACCCCAAGGCCGGCAUCGAAGUGAGCCCGCUGAUGAGCUACGGUGGUGAGGGUCUUGAGAAGCUUCUCAAUAAAACCAUUGUCGCCCCUGCCGCCAUCGAAGUUGAAUAGGGCAUCAAGUAUCAAUGGGCGCAUUGGACCGGCGUCGACAUACGUCAGGCUUGCCGGGGGCGCAUCAUGGCAGAUACGCAGGAUAUUGCGACAGGGGGGGAAAGCAUGGGAGGGGUGUAGGCCGGAAGCGUUUGUCUCCCCCGAUGUGUUGUCUGCCUCCGUCAGGUCUGGAGCAUAAGACCCAUCAUUGUGGUGUUAUAGCACGGCGCUAGAUCUCAGAAUUGGGUAAGGCCCCUCAACAGAGGGUGGGCUUCAAGGUCGCCCUUAGUCGGGUCUUCUUGCAUUAGUAAUAACAUCCUCGAGUAUCUCUGAAUAGAAAAGGCACGUAUUGCUCUCUGGCUCGCUCG